Molecule: messenger RNA, 7121 nt
Organism: Tigriopus californicus
Lineage: Eukaryota; Metazoa; Arthropoda; Copepoda; Harpacticoida; Harpacticidae
Gene: Pi4KIIIalpha
Product: phosphatidylinositol 4-kinase alpha-like
Exons: 16
Coding region: 161-6931 (2256 amino acids)
Biological process (GO): phosphatidylinositol phosphate biosynthetic process; phosphatidylinositol-mediated signaling
Cellular component (GO): cytoplasm; plasma membrane
Molecular function (GO): 1-phosphatidylinositol 4-kinase activity
Source: RefSeq, a predicted model, not a curated record
CCGGGUUGUAUAUAGUAUGUGUGUAUGUGAGAUUGGACGAAGCCAAAGUGACUGAAUGUCCUCGGAUUAAUUCCUUCUCGCGUGUUGACCGCCUACAUGAACCGCGGCGGCUUCGCGUCGAGCCUGUAGUCAACCUGGGCUUGGCCCAUCUUCGUUGAGCAUGCGGUUGCCCCCUCGGGCGCCGGCCGCCGGGCCCCUGGAUCCCUCGGUGGAUCGCCACGGGUUCUUCCAGACGUCGGUCUUGGCUUUGGCUCGCGCUUUGGCCCAAAUCCCGCACGUGGCUUGGGCGCGGGUCCAAGAUCCGCUCUUCGCCCAAUGUCCCAGCCUGCCCGAGUCCGCCCACUCCGCCCACCCCGCCCAAGCUCUGGUUUUGAGCGAACAGCACCAGAUUAGCGUGAUCGCGUUGGGCGUGUUUCUCUUGGAAUCGCGGGGUCAAUGCCGCGAUCGGAUCGUGCCCUACUUCUUGGCCUUGGAACGGGCUUUGCCCACCGCCACCAUCAACGCCAAAAAAGCCACCCAUGAGAAAAUCCCGGCCAGUGAGAGCUUCUGUUUUGCUUUUAACACGAUGUUGAGCGACGUGGCCGUGCUUUGCCCGCUGUAUCAGGCCGACAUCUUCCAAGCCCAGACCGAGUUGUUCCUGGAGUUGUGCGGGCAGUUGGCCGAAGCCCGAUCAGCCUCCGACAAACCCUUGGCCCACAACACUCGGCUGCAAUUGUGUCAAUCCACGGUCCCGCUACUAUUUGGCUUGUGUCGCGCCGUCGGUCGAUUCAGUUAUGGUCACGACUUCCUCACGACCCAAUUGUACCCUCCGAAGAAGCAACCCACGCUUCCCCGAUGUGGUGGUCUGCCUCAGCACCGUUGGAAGACCUUCUCGAAUUUCCGCUCGAUCAUCCCGCGAUCCUUGUCCAACACGUUCCAGAUAAGCUCCCACAACCCGUUUGAUCAAGGAGCUGACAAUGUGGUGGACUUGAGCUUCCGACCGUCGUUGCGCACGGACUUGAUGGUUCAUCAGAGCCAGAUGCAGAGUGCGGAUCGCAAGAAAGUCGCCUUCCAAAGCCAACAGUCCGUGGUGCCGUACGAUCCAACCACGUAUUUCUUCCAUAAACCCGGAUCUUCCUUCAACCAACUGCAGGCACCACUCACGCACACGGUUCAAGAGUAUUGGACUGAGUCGAACAAGGUGACCUUUUCUGUGGAGCAAGUGCAGGACAUUUUCCGUGAAGUGUGCCGAACGUUGACCAAAGAGACACUGGACUUCCUGAAUGUCAUUUCGUUGGACGUGUACAUGGCGGGGACUUUGAAGACGUUUCCGUACAAGACUUUUAGUGAGACAACGAACCUGGUCCUCGUGUCCAUGCUCAGAGAACUGAUUCAGAGUAGCAAAGAUUUACCCCAGGCCUUUGUCAAAGAGAUUCAAGCCUUCACCAAGGCCCUGUUUCUCUCGGGUCAGAAUGAGCUCCAAUCCCGGGAUCAUGAAGCCUCGGAACGAGAAGACGAGCAGCAAGAAACCCGAGCCAUUCCUCACGUGAACCGAUUCAAGUUGAACGUACAAGUGAAUGCGGUCUGUGUGGACAUCCUCAUCUGGGCUACUCGUGAUGAACUGGCUCAUGGUUGUUAUGUGAUGUUAGAGUCAGAGCUCAGAGACACGGCCUUCAUUUAUUCGUUCAUGGUGUCCUACCUACUGAUUGAGAGGCCCACAGUGCCUGGCUCGGGAGCUGAUAAUCUGGUCACGAAACUGACGGACAAAAUCAACACCUCGAGUAAUCACAAAUUGAUCCUGGCUCAUCUUCCGUUGAUCAUGGUCUGCAUCGAGGGUUUGGGGAAACUGGCCGAGAAGUUCCCGAUGUUGGCUAAACAGAGUAGUGAUUGCUUGCGCGAGUUCUUGGCCAAUCCAUCCAAGCUACUCAUCCGACUGAGUCGUCAUUAUCACCAUCCGAGUUCAAGGAAUAAUCCCGGAGGCUCAAAAGCGGCCCCUGGGAAGAAAGUCCCAAGUCUGGUAGUGACCCAAUCGGAGAGUGCGCAAUCUAUGCAAAUGCCCAAAUCUCGUGCGGAUGCCACGCGAAUCGCGUUCGAGAAGUUGCGGGAUUGCGCCAUUGAGAACCUGUGCAAGGGCCUCAUCUCUCAAAUGGACAUCGACCCCAAUUGCAUUCCGGCUCUAGUGAGUGCCAUAACCACACGGUUGUUCCAACCCGAUCAUGUGUGUGAUAAAGAGUGGUUCAUCAGCAGUAAGAACUCGAUCCUAGCUUUGGGUCAUAUCGCCGUGACCUUACGCGACUCGGAAGAAAACACCAAAUCCGUGCUCAAAUUCCUGUUGCAAUGGUUUGAUUCAAACUCCGGCUCCGAUCAUCAUUAUGACUCCUUGCUCAUCGAUCAAAUGGGCUGUAUCGUGAUCUCGCGCACCAAGAUGGACGACAUCUAUCGUGAGAUCAUGCUCAAGUUCAAGGAGAUUAUUCGAGAUGCGUCCCAAAUGAUCAGCGGGGUGAGACAAGCGAACGAGCGCAAGAACAAAUACCAAUUGUGCUCGGGAGCGGUGAUCAACGCCCUAGCCAAUAUCGCGGCCAACAUCCACCCGGAUGUGGAGCUCAUGACGGAUUUCCUCCAGAAACUCAUGGAGAUGUACGUGAACAUCGGCCUGGAAGUGAAGAAGAAGCUCACGGCCGACCAGGAGUCGGCCAAUCGCACCAAGAGCAAGGGCAAUCUGGGCGUUCUCAUUCCCGUCAUCGCGGUCCUAUUGCGGAAGAUGCCGGCGGAUGACUUGCAAAAUCCAAAUUAUCGCACCAAGAAGCUCUUCAGCGACUUCUGGCUGUACGCCGUGGUUUUUGGCUUCACCAAGGAAGAAGACGGUGUCUGGCCCCAAGAUUGGUAUGAUGGGGUGAAGGAGAUUGCGUUGAAGGCGCCCAAGCUCACUUUUGCGAGUGGAGAGCGGUCGGAAAUCCGUCAAUUGACCCACACUCAGGCCAUCUCCAAGGAUGUGGUCAAGACCUCUGAGCUUCAAGAGCUGAAAACCCAUUUGAUUGCCGUUCUUGGUCACGACAGCACAGUCCAGCGUCUCAUUCAAGGAUACACAUUUCCGAUUGUAAUCUACUUGAUGUCGGUGUACAAUCUGGAGAAGCUUCGGAUUUCCAUGUGUGCAGACAUCGAGACCAUUAACAAGCUGUUUGAUUACCUCGAGGAUCGAGCCAUUCAAGUGGAUAAAACCAUGAUUUACGAUUGCAUCCUCGUCAUAGUGAAUUCCUUGUUCCGCGAGCACUUUUUACCCGUGAUAGCGGAGAAGCCCAAGAAUAAGGAAAGAGAUCGCAACCUAGAAGCCAUCGCUGUCAUUCUCCUGAUUGAGUUCAACAAUCCCAAUAAGAACAUCCGGAAAUUUGCCGAUCAGUUUCUCUCCAAACUGGUGGACAAGUUUCCGUAUCUACUCUGGAGCAAGUCUGUAUUGUAUGGAAUGUUGAAUGCCUUGCACCAGUUGUCACUCACGGUCUCACAUGAGGACAUUCAAGAGGUCAAGAUUGGCAAGAUGGAACGCAAAGUGUUCCUCUUGGACACGGCCAACGAGCGCGGAGAGAUCUUGCGAGAAUUUCGCCAAAGAAGUCGACAGUUCAUCAAGACCUCCGUGGAAUGGGCUCCGGAUACAGUCCUGUCCCAUCUUCAGGAGUACAUCAACGAAAUCACCAAAGAAUCCUAUUCCAACCACGCUGGCGUGUCCUUGGCCACUGAGUGCAUGCAGAACUUCUCCAACGACAACCAGGACGGACUCGGACUCGUCAACUUGGGCAGCGUUAUUAGACCCAUUUCGGCCAAGAGCGACUCAUCCCGAUUCAUGAUCAGUAUGAGCAAUCGUCAGUCGCACAUGAGUACUGUGUCGGCCAUGCUGAGUUUAUGCGAUGAUUCGACCCGACGUCAACAGGUUCUCAUGAGUUUUUGUCAGGAUUUAGAUCGGGCGAGUGAGAAGAUCCGACUCAUGCCCGAGGAGGACGACGAGGCCGCCUUGAUGACCAAGCGCAUCCUCACCCCCAGAAAACGAGUGGAAACGCCCAAGAUAUUGACAUUUAAAAAGUUUCACGACACUCUGUGGAAGAUCACCUCAUCAUUGAUCCUCCUGAAACCGGCCAUUGACGAGAAGCUCAUGUUCUCGUUGACUCGUGCCCCAUUGAAGCUGUUCCACGCGGCUACCAUGAAAGUGGUGGUGGAAUGUUGGAAUUGGCUCCUGUCGGCUCGACCCGAUAUCGAGAUGAAGUUCAUUCAAGAGAUGAUCUUUGCGUGGCACUCGUCUCAAACGGCUCGAUUCGGUCUGUUCCAAGCGGAUGUUUUGAGAUAUUCCCCUUUGGCUCCGGACGAGGACAUGAAGACCAAUCUGCAGCCUAGCAAUCCGGAUAUUGAGCCUCACGACAUUUGGAUCCGUUUCAUCCAGGAGCGGAUCGAAGUGGCCAAGUAUUGCAGCCAGGAGCAAAUCAUCAUGUUCACUCACAUGCUUCAAAGGACCUUGGACAUUUCAGUUGGGAAAGAGAAAAUGGUCAUGAGCCGUCAUAUUGCGGCAGCAGGGACCCGUUUCAGGCUGUUGAGUUGCGGCAUGAGUCUCUUGCAAGGCGAUGUUCUCCCCCGAUCCAUCGCCAAAAACGUGCUCCGCCAACGCAUUUAUAGCGCGAGUUUGGACUACUUUUGCUCGGAAAAGACCUUCCCCACGCAAUCGGACAUGUCAUUGUCCGAGGAUAUUCAAACCCUACUCCGAUUUUGGGCCACCAUGCACCAAGACCGCAAGCAUAUCCGUCAGAACGCCAUUGGCGACUUUGACCUAACAACUGUGGACGGGCCUAUGGAAGCCUUGAUUGCCGCUGAUGUCCGAAGCUUGACCAGUGAAUAUCAGAAAACGCCAAGUGUAGCGGGAGGGUGGAUCACGGCUUCCAGUGGCAACAAUACCCUGAACAAACGAUCUGCGUCCAGACAGAACCGACCGGCUAUCAAUGAUACUCUCGUCAAGGACUACACCAAGAAAAGAUGGCUGAUCUUGGCCUUGCUUUCCGUGGAAAUCGAAAGGCUGACUGUCCACGAGAAUCCUUUGGAGACGCGCGUGACGUUAGUCCAAUUGCUCGGAAAUAGAGACAACGGCACCCAGGGCAACAUCGGGAAACAGUUCGAGGACGCCAUGAAGUUUUUGGACGAGAUUCGACUUCGAUUACCCCCCAAAUCAAUGAAAGAGUACGCCCGGAAUGCUUGGGAUGUUUCGCCCGCCUUGGCCGUGUUCUUGCCGCAGCGCUUGAAUUUCUCAGAUAUCAUAGAGAAGGAAGUCACCAAAAUGGUUCGAUCCAACCCCGAGGAGUGCUCGUUCAUUCCCAAAGCCUUGGAUUACUUCCUGACCAAGGAGGCUUUGGAAAAUGAUGCCCCCGAAUUGCCGCACGUUUUGACUUGGGCCACGGCGUCUCCAGUACGAGCUUUGUCUUUGCUUUGUCCGCGCACACUUCCUACGCACCCGUUGACGGCUCAAUACGCGGUGCGCGUUUUACACUCGUAUCCUGCGGAAGCCGUGCUGUUUUACAUCCCUCAAUUAGUCCAAGCGACUCGUUAUGACGAUUUGGGAUUCGUCAAGGAGUUCAUCAAAAAGAUCAGCAAGGAAUCCAAUCUUGUGGCGCACCAACUUAUUUGGAACAUCCAAACAAACAUGUACAAAGAUGAAGAUGGCGAGUUGAAAGACCCCGUGAUGUACGACAAACUGCUCCCCCUCAGAGACGCGAUUGUGGAUGGUUUGAGUGGGACGGCACAGCGCUUUUACCGUCGAGAAUUCGAGUUCUUCCGCAAGAUCACCGCUGUCUCGGGCAAGAUCAAGGACUUUGAGAAAGGCCAUCCUCGCAAGGCUGCAUGUAUUAAGGCCCUCCAAGAGAUCUCGGUCAGUCAUGGGUGUUACCUGCCUUCUAAUCCGGAUUCUCUAGUUUUGGACAUUGACAAAAGUAGUGGACAACCCAUGCAAAGUGCGGCCAAAGCUCCAUAUCUGGCCAGGUUCAAGGUCCGAAGAUUGGGGAUUAACCGAUUGGAGAAGGUUGGCUUGGUCUUCAGUCAGACGGAAGUCAAAGAGACAAGUGGAGAGGAAGAUCAACAACAAAAGGGAUCUUCCAUCGAGGACUUGGAGCUCAUGCGUGAAAUCGAUUCUACCGAGGAUUCGUCUUGGCAAGCGGCUAUUUUUAAAGUCGGCGACGAUUGUCGCCAAGACAUGCUGGCGCUUCAAAUCAUCGAACUCUGCAAAUACAUCUUCAAACAAGCCGGGCUUGACCUCUACCUUUUCCCAUAUAAGGUCGUGGCCACUAGCCCCGGGUGUGGAGUGAUCGAAUGCGUUCCUGAUGCCAAAUCCCGGGACCAGAUCGGUCGGAAAGCCAACACCGACUUGUUCGACUAUUUCAAGAAAGAGUUUGGCGAGGAAUCAAGUCAAGGCUUCAAACGGGCCCGAAAGAACUUUACUACGUCCAUGGCGGCCUAUUCAGUUAUCGUGUUCCUGCUUCAAAUCAAGGAUCGUCACAACGGAAACAUUAUGAUUGAUAAAGAAGGCCAUCUGAUCCAUAUCGAUUUUGGCUUCAUGUUUGAAAGUUCCCCAGGGGGAAAUCUGGCCUUCGAGCCCGAUAUGAAGCUCACGCAAGAGUUCGUGGACAUCAUGGGGGGCAGAAUCGAGGCUCCCCAGUUCAAGGCCUUCAUGGAAUCUUGCGUUCAGGCCUACUUGGCGAUCCGGCCCUAUUCAAGAGAAAUCAUCUAUUUGGUGCAACUCAUGCUCGACACGGAAUUGCCCUGCUUUAGAGGCCAAACCAUAGAACAACUGAAGGGGCGACUUCAACCCACCAUGUCAGAUUUAGACGCUUCGGCUUACAUGGUCCAGGUCGUCAAGCAGUCCUUCUUGAACAUUCGAACCCGGGCAUACGACAUGUUGCAAUAUCACCAGAAUCAGAUCCCGUAUUAGUUUACAGUAGCCACUAGCACUACUCUCAUGGGUGCCAAUGUUUUACCUCGAUUUCAUCAGAUAUCUAGUCUCAUUCCACAACUCCCUUGCAUGUAAAAAUGUUAUCUCUCACACAUCCCACAUCCCUGACGUUAAAUUAUAAUCCUCCAAAGUUAAUAAUAAAUGGGAGAUAUAUUCUCUAUUAUGCUGA